Messenger RNA from Gopherus evgoodei (Goodes thornscrub tortoise), 2293 nucleotides. RefSeq names its product ankyrin repeat domain 39 (gene ANKRD39). NCBI's taxonomy places the organism in Eukaryota, Metazoa, Chordata, Testudines, Testudinidae. The record is from RefSeq and is a predicted model, not a curated record. Bases 124 to 672 code for a protein of 182 amino acids. The transcript is spliced from 4 exons. Gene Ontology annotation, molecular function: protein binding.
CGGUCAAAGGCGGGUCGGUCCGCGCCAGCCGGAGCCGGAACCGGGGAACUGAAAACGGGGCGAGCCCAGGGCGCCGUUGGCCGGCGCGGGGCUGAGACUGCCCCCUCCCCCGAUCGGGCCCGCAUGGCCUCCUCCGGCCCCCCCGGCUCCUGCUGCUCCCACGGGCCGGCCGUGCCCGGCGUGCACCAGACCGCGGCGGAGAUGGACUUCGAGAGAGGGGUCUGGUCGGCUGCCCUGGACGGGGACCUGGGGCGGGUCCGGAAGUUGCUGGUGGAGAAGCGAGUGGAUCCCAGCAAGCCCGACCUGGCCGGCUACACUGCCCUGCACUACGCCAGCCGCAACGGGCACGGCGCCGUCUGCCAGUUCCUGCUGCAGAGUGGGGCCCAGUGCAAUGCCCAGACCCAUGGCGGGGCCACCGCCCUGCACCGAGCCAGCUACUGCGGCCACGUGGACGUGGCCAGGCUGCUGCUGGCCCAUGGAGCUGACCCCGGCAUUGCAGAUGACGAUGGCAUGACAAGUUUGCAUAAGGCCGCCGAGGGAGGCCACCGUGAGCUCUGUGAGCUCUUGCUGCAGCACAGUCCGGUACUGAAGGGCAUCCAGGACAGGAGGGCCAGGAGAGCAUGUGACCUGGUCCCCGGCAGCGGCACCUUGCGGGACCUCCUGGAGACCUGAGGGCGGCGGGGGGGUGUCACCCUGCACCAGGGUGCGCUGGCUUUUGUCUCCCCCUCUUGGCCUGCCGUGGGAUUGCAGCACCCUGGGCUCUGAGCAUGCAGCCCUGGGGUGAUCUGGGCACGCGCCCCACUAGGUAGCUGCUCUGGGGAGCCUGCUGCAGCAGCGGGAGAGGGGAACGGGCAGAUUUGGGCAGGGAAAAGGAAGGUGCCGCUAUAAACCCUGUUCUGGUGUCACUGGCUGGGGGGAGCCCGCCCAGGGUCUGAGAUCAAGGGGACUCCAGCGACACUGCAGGACAGCAGGGUUCCUGGGCAGCUGCAGUGGCUGGUGGCGGAGUGGGACUCUGGGGGGCAGGGAGGGGUCUGUGUCCAGCCCUCUGCAUGGGCCAGGCACCACUGCCCAGGACCACACAUCUGGCGGGAAGCUGAGGCAGCCAUGUUGGUUGUGGGCAUUGCCCAGGGCUAUUGGGCUCCGCUGGGAAGGCAGAGGCACUAGCUACGUGUGACUGGCGUGUGCUCGGUACCAUGGACCCCAUGCAGCAGGGGCUGCAGGCUCCCAACCCCUGGAAGGAGGAGUCUGACGUGUGCCCAGAGCAGAGGGCAGCACGGUGUCCCCUGAGGGGAUUUCUGGCCUGUCGAGGGCUGCCAGGGGCUCCUCUCUGUAACCCUGAGCUGGGGGGAGAAGGGGGGUUGGGAUAGGAUGUCCCCUGUCUCAAGCCUAUUUCAGUCCUUGGCACUGAGCUGGGGAACCGGAGCCCCCAAGGACUUGGUGACAGGAUGUCGGGCGUCAGCACCAUUAACUCUUCCCUGCCUAGUCCUGUGCCCUGUCUGUGGGCUGGUGGUCCCAGCUGCUAGGGGCUGGUCUCUGGGGUCUGGCAGGGCAUGUCUGCCCUUUGCUGGGGAAGAGGGGUUAGUGCCCACCCCAGCCCUGUGUUGCCCCCUUCUCUAUCCACUUGCUGUUCUGCCCAGCCUUCCCCCCACACCUCCGCCCGCAAGCCCUGUGGGCCUGUUUCUGGCAGGAAGCAGGGUGGGGGUGGGAUCCUGCAAACUUACCCUCCCCACUCGCUCACAGCUGGAUUGGAGGGGAGCCCAGACCCCUCCACAUCUAUUGCACAGUGAUCUCGUGGGGGAUGGGGUGUCUUCUUCUAUGCCCCUCUCCAUGCUAAAGGGACCCCCCACACACACUAUAGGCCUGCAGAGAUUGGGGGGGGGGCUGCCCUGUCCUCUCUCCCAGAGAGGAUCCAGCAGAGCCCCCCCCCCGCCCCCCCAAGCUGGGAUCAGUGGAAGCUGCAUGGGGAGGCGCAGGGGCUGGAACAUGGCUGCUGGGCCUCAGCGAUGGCCAGCAGCAUCACAGGUAGCAGGGCCAGUACUGACCUAUGGGGGAGAGUGCCCCCUGCUGAGCGCCUGCUCUGCUCCCCAUAGCACAGCACCCCCUAGUGCCAGCACCGAACUACAGAGGAGAGUGCCCCUUGCUGAGCACCUGCCUUGCUCCCUGCAGCACAGCGCCCCCUGCUGAACCCCCACCCCACUCCCUGCAGUAUAUAGUGUCCUUGGGAGGUGCCGUUUCUGGGGGGCGUGGGACAUGCUGGCAGGGCAUAAAUUCAUAAUAAAUCCCUCACAAACUG